AGAGACUGGCCCGCUCGGUCUGUUACUAAUGCAAACCGAAUACUUCCUGGCCUUCAGAUCUGCCAUGAAGCUGGUCUGCUUGAACAAAAAGCCCGACGUCUGCCUUGCCUCCGACUCUUGGGAGGCGAGCCUCGCCCUUCUCGUCAUCAGGAGAACAUGCCGGACACAACGGACCAAAUGCGACCUCAUUGGCGAGCCUCAAUAAAGCCACCCGCGGGGCCAAUACCCAAUCGUACGGCAGAGAGUCGACUUAGCGUUUGAAGUGUCAACAUCCCUGCGACGGUCUCGAAGCAAGCUUUUUCGCUCCCGAACACGAACCCAUUUUCAAGAAACCUGACUAGAGGAAUCCACCACCAGGGAAGGGCCAGGUUCGGCGGGUGCCUCCCCGCCGUAUGACUAUUCACACUUCUCCGCAUCGAUUCCCUCAAAGGAGACAUGGACAACGCUGAAGAUGUAUCCGAAGGAUUAUCCGACAACCGACGCAUAGGGAUCUGCAUUCUCUUUCCAAAGCCGGAAGGGGGUUUACGUUGAAGCGGGGAAAGAAACAGGAAUUUGCCCGCACAGCUUCGAUAUAUUCCCCAGGCUGGGAGUCAUACAAAUGCCAUGGGGCAAAGUCUUAAGGGCUCACCUCUCCUCCUCAUAUUCGCUGACCCUGUGGGCGGGAAAAGUAUUCAACACGUUUGACAGACAGCGCCAGCAAGACUGCUUGUCCUCAUCUGACAAACCCACAGCUCGCAUUUCACCACCAUGAAACGCUUCUGGGGCCUUCGUGGGCGCUGGCUGAACGCCGCCAUCUGGGCCUUGGCCAUGUUCGCCGUCAUGAUCUUUGGGUACAACCAAGCCGUGGCCGGCGGAGUCCUCACCACGACCUCCUUCAACAAGCAGUUCCCCAAGAUGGACGUUAUUGACACCACGGGUGCGCAAAAGCAUUACAACUCCACCAUCCAGGGUAAGCUGUUUGCCAUCAUUGAUCAUGCUGUCUCGUCUUACCUGGGAACCAACCACUCACUCUCUCAGGCACCGUCAUCGCUCUCUACACCCUGUGUGGCACCUUUGGGGCUCUGGCAUGCACUUUCCUCGGCGACGUCCUCGGACGACGAGGCACGAUCUUCCUGGCCACCGCAGUCCAGAUGGUCGGCGCCAUCCUGAUGGCGACCUCGUUUUCCUUUGCGCAGUUUAUUGUUUCUCGCAUCGUCGUGGGGCUGGGCACCGGCGGUAUCAUCGCAACCGUCUCGGUCUGGCAAUCCGAGCUUUCCAAGGCUGAGAGCCGCGGCGAACACGUCUCGGCCUUUGGCAUAUUCUGCGGCCUCGGCCUGGUGCUGGCUCUGUGGAUCGACUUCGGGUUCUCCUACUACUCCGGGUCAAUCUCAUGGCGGUUCCCAUUCGCAUUUGAAAUCGUCCUCUCGGUCAUCGUCAUGACCUUCAUCUUCACCCUGCCCGAAUCUCCUCGCUGGCUGAUAAAGAUGAACCGCGUCGAGGAGGCACGGGACAUCAUCGGACUUCUAUACAACGUUGAUGCACACGACGAUGAGGUGCAGAAGGAGAUUCGCGACAUCCAGUCGGCUCUCGAGCUCGCUGGGACGGUGUCCCUCAAGGCUUUGUUCAGGAUGGGACCUCAGAGGACGUUUCACCGAGUCGUGCUGGCCGCAUGCGUGCAGAUCUUCCUUCAAAUGACUGGUGUCAACGCAAUCACAUAUUACGCCUCGUCCAUCUACGAAUCCGACCUGCACUUUGACGCGACACUCUCUCGGAUCCUCGCGGCGGCAUCCCAGUUCGCCAUCAUCCUGGGCUCGUGCCUGUGUUCGUGGACGGUGGACCGCUUCGGGCGGCGGAAGCUGAUGCUGUUCAGCUCGAGCAGCAUGGCGGUGUGCAUGGCGUGCCUGACGGGCCUGGUGUCGAACCCCAACGACAGCGGGGCGCUCAAGGCGGCCGUCUUCUUCCUGUACCUGUACUACGUGGUGUACACGGUGGGGUUCCUGGGGAUCCCGUUCCUGUACGCGUCCGAGAUCGCGCCGGCGCACCUGCGCGCGGCCGUGUGCGGCAUCUCGACGGCCGUGUCGUGGCUGUUCAACUUCCUGGUCGCCGAGGUCACGCCCGUGGCCUUCACGGACAUCGGGUACCAGUACUUCAUCGUGUACGCGGCGCUGAACGCGGCCUUCGUGCCCAUCAUCUUCCUCUUCUUCCCCGAGACCGCGGGCCGCAGCCUCGAGGAGCUGGACGAGAUCUUCGCCGCCUCCAAGUCCAUCUUCGAUCCCGUCCGCGUCGCCCGCAGCCUGCCCCGCCGCCACCUCGACGAGUUCCUGCGCCAGGAGGGACAGACCGUCAUCCAGGUCGAGCCCAAGGGCUCCUCCUCCGGCGACGGCGACGGCGAGGGCGUCCAGCACGUGGAGAAUCCGGAGAAUGUAGAUCCCCGGGCCACGGAGAAGGGCGAGGUGUGAUUUCAGGGGGGACUACGUAACGCCCCCCCCCCGGCUGGCGGAGAAGGUGGAAGAU
Messenger RNA from Cladophialophora immunda, 2493 nucleotides. RefSeq lists its product as hypothetical. Gene Ontology annotation, biological process: carbohydrate transport; transmembrane transport. The transcript has 2 exons. The record is from RefSeq and is a predicted model, not a curated record. Gene Ontology annotation, cellular component: membrane. Gene Ontology annotation, molecular function: carbohydrate:proton symporter activity. NCBI's taxonomy places the organism in Eukaryota, Fungi, Ascomycota, Eurotiomycetes, Chaetothyriales, Herpotrichiellaceae. The coding region runs from base 1131 to 2438 and encodes 435 amino acids.